Messenger RNA from Mesorhabditis spiculigera, 2490 nucleotides. The record is from the annotation of a GenBank genome assembly. Lineage: Eukaryota; Metazoa; Nematoda; Chromadorea; Rhabditida; Rhabditidae.
AUGAAUCGUAAUAGAAUCAACCAGGUUGUUUCACCAGAAGCAAAAAACGAUGUUUUCCCACCUGCGAAUGGGAAAUACCGAUGGGGAUUGUUGGAGUUUGCUUUGUGUGACGGUGCCUAUCGAUGGUAUAAUUAUCAAAACACGAAAAACCUUUUCGCUCAAGAACAUGUGAAAGGGACCUGGUACAUUAGGGAUCCGAGAACCGGUGAUUUUGCGGAUUUUGAUUGGAAUAGACGAACAGCUUUGGAGCCGGAUGAGGAAGUUCCUGUUGCUGAACUGAACUUGGUUGAGUAUGUUUCACUGGAUCCCCAAAUCCCGAAAAGUCUCGACAAAUUUGGGCAAUUGGUCACCGGCUUCAAUUGUUAUGGGCAGCCAUUGGCUCCGAGGAAUGAAGCUGGCGAAUUGGUGUUUCCAUGUUCGACAGACUUGGUUCCAUUGUUUCCGAUGAAUCUUCAUUCGAAGGAUCAGGAUUUUCUGUAUGACGAAUAUGGGGUUCCAGUGACUCCUGUUAGCGCUAAUGGUCAAGCAAUACUGCCCUCCGAUAAGCAUGGGAUGCCAAUAUUUCCUACUGACGAUGCUGGAAAUAUCGUCUGGCCUGUAGAUGACCAGCAGCUACCCUAUCCGCCCUUAAACUAUCGUGGGGUGCCAUUUGUUAAAUUUGACGUGAACGGUUUCCCGAUUGUACCGUAUGACGACAAGGGGCUUCAGCUGGUGAUGUUCGACGCCCAAGGGGUCCCCAUUCGGCUAUCUGAAUUUCAAACAAAAUAUACAAAAUCGGAGGCCUAUCGCUGGGGCGGCGGGGAAUGCCCACCUCAUAUUGCCAUGCCUCUAAACGAUCUUAAGGCCGCCGGCUUAAUUCCUGAUCCCAAGAAUCCAAUUUCAUCAUAUUUGCCAGAGUAUUUGGAAGCCUUAAAGUUACCAACGCCCCCAAAAUUGGGUGGAGAUCAGAUCAACCAAGGUAGCGCCCCGGACAGAUUCCAUCUCCAAUAUCACUUCAUUAGCAACCAAUGGCAGUUGGAGAUCGAACGAAAGAAAGCAGAGCGUGAACGGUUAAGACGGGAAGAGUACGAAGAACAAGUGGCAGGACAGUUGGAAGAAGAGGAAAGAAAGAAACGACUUGCGCAUCUAUUAAAGGGAACUCCGUCAACUUUCUCUACUGCAACAGGGGACUCAGCACCCGCAUCUAUUCAUCUAUCCGCCGCCGACAAGCAAGCGCUGGCCGUCAAGCUUCACGAGGAACGACUGAAAGCUGAAAAACUGAAGUUCCUGCAGAGCUUAGAAGCAAAAGCCGAAGCAGCCAAGCCUAAGGAGCAGGAAGUCAAAGACCAACAAGAAUCUGCUGGGCACGUUGGAAUCAAAAAACUCGUUGAAGAACAGAUGAAAGCUGAAACUGGCAAUUCCGAAGAAUCACUUCAACUUGAUAAGAAGAAGCAGCUUCAAGAAGCCUUAAAGGCGAAGGCUCAGGCUGAGCCUCGUAACGUGCGCAGAUAUUUAAGCGGAACAGGCGAGGAAACGUAUGAAAGCAGCGAUGACGAAGCCCGGCCAAAAAAGAUGAUGCCUAAGAGCUACAAAAUGUUAUUACAAGCCGAACUGCUUGCUCCUGGUGCGAGGAAAAGCAGCAGCAAAACGAAUAAAGAAGAAAAGGAGCAUCAGAAGAAGCAUCGGCGUGAGAAGAAGCAUCGUGCGAAGAAGGAUAGGCGGCGGAGGAGCCGCUCCCAUUCACGACGGCGGCGUGACUCCAGUUGUUCAUCUUCAACUUCAUCUUCAUCGGAAACGCGCUCUUCAAGACGGAGACGGAAAGCCUCACCAGAGGAGCAUCGAGCACGGCCUAGUACUUCUAAGGAGGCUGCAGAUGCUGUGGGGCACGACAAAAGGGAGAGCUACGCGAGACGGCAAAAAACGCCUGAUUACGCCAGUAAAAGAGACGAAACUUCGAUGAUAGGUAUGCCCGGCGUCGAUAAGACAGAGAAGAAAGAAGCGGAAUUUAUGGAUGAGGAGGAACGAGUCCGUCAGAAACUACUAGCUAAAGUAGCUGAGCAGAAAGCUGCCGCUGAAAAGAAGAAGUUAGAUGAUUUGCCGAACAUCCCGGUAGCCGCAGUUCAUCCACAGCUGCCGGAUCACGCAGAACCCACUUUUCACUUGACGACAGAUGGAACCGGUGAUGAUGAUGACGAUGUGCAGAUAAUUAACAGUGGUGGUGGUGAGGAAGAACCUGUCGCAAUGCUGAAGCGGGUCGGCGAUAGAUAUUUGAACCAGAUGAGCACCUUCUUAGCGGAGAUGCGUAGGGAGCGCCAAUUGAUGGAAGGAGAGCGUCGGAAAUUUGAGAAAUUGCUAGAGAGCUCGAAAAAGCGAUCUGGGUCUGACUCCGAGCCUGAGCCGACAUCUAGAAGGGUGGUAGAUGAAAGCAGGCGUCGUUCUAAUGACAAUGCAACAACAAUCCAUGUCAACCCUCUCGUUUUGCAGCGACAAAAUCUGUCAAGCCGUGAUCAA